GUUUAAAAUAGUUACUCCCCUUUUUCUCUGUCACGAAUUUGCAUGUCACGUAUUCAGUUUGUUAGUUUCUUCAGAAAACGAAAAGAGAUAUGCUGCUAACUAACCUGACAGUCGGCAUACUGCUGAACUAUACAUAAUAAAUGUAAAUGUCAAAUUUCCAAGUAUGUGUCGGCAUUAGUGAAGUCCAUUUUUGAAGAAUGUAUGGUGCCUUUUCUAAGUGUUCAACAAAAUAAUGAUAGAAUGAGCCAGCAGACCUUCUGAAUCAAAAAACGAUGUGGUGUGAAAUGCUACAAGUACAAUUGUAGCUAGUGGACAGAUCCUGCUUGGUUUGAAAGACAUUGACACUGGAGAGUAAGAUGGUGUUGGCAAAACUGAAUUAGGUGAAAAGGAACCCAAUCCAAAGAGAGAUUCAAACUUUUUACAAACACGUGGCAGUUCCUUUGAGAUGGAAACUGUUCCAACCAAGAAAGCGGUAAAAUAUGCUCAGUGUCUGCAUAUAGAAAUGAAGAACUAGAACACAGCCAUGAAAUACCUGGACAACUUGUAGAAAAGAAAUGCUAAGUAUCCGACUAGAUGUGGUUGCAAUGGUUUGUAAUGAAUGGAAUGUGUACAGAGGGUAAAGUUUUGUAUAGGUCAUUACUUGAAUGAGUUUUUUGGCAUAAGAGCAGUCACAUGAACUCUAAAGUUCCAAUCAUAUGCAGAAAAUUGCUAUUUCAUUUUUAAGUCUGGAGCAUGGAAUUGCUAACGUCGACAGAACUUUGUCCAUCAAUAUAAAAACUGUUAACGCUAGAAUACACUUCUCUGUCUGAAGAAGUUUUGAAUGCUUUGAGGCUUAUAAGAGAUAUUGUGACACAGUAUGGUCGUCAUAUAUGUGAUGUGUUCAUUUCAAAGAACAUGGUAAGAUAUGUCAGUAGUCACACCAGAAAUACUUGAAAAGAUUGGAAGAAUAAAAGUCAGAACCAGAGCUGCUUAAAAGAGCAUAUUUAGAACAGAAAAUACAGAAAGAAAUGGAAUUAGUAUCAGUGCAAAAAAUGAAGACAGGAAAAGGAAGAUCUCAGAAACAGAGGGAGAAGUAAAAACAUGUGAGGAAGAACUUCAACAAGAUAUUAUUACUGCAAAUGGGCUGAUUAGAAAAGUCAAUGAUAUAUUGUCAUCUUCAAUCAAGACAAAAGACUUUAAAGACAUGGAUAUUGCAUUAAGUAUAGCUUGAUGUUUCUAGGUCAAGGCUUGAGAAGGCAAUUGGUGCCUUAGAGAGUUGCAGAGCAAACUAAUUGCAAGGUUUCUGUCUUUGAAGCAUAGAAGAACUAACACGGCUUUACCUUAUCUGAUAGUAAAAUAAGACUGUAGUACAUGUAGAUUGCGAAAAGAAUGUGGAAUGAACAUGUCACGGGAGAAGCCUUGGUCUGGGCCUUACUCUGCCAUAGGGCCAAGACCAAACUAAUGACUUAGGUAAGGAAUUUCAUAUCACAUCACAUCAAAACAUUUAUGUUUAUCUGUAUUUCUAAAUGACACGGCUGGAUGCAAUCAAAAAUGUAUAACAGAACCAAAACCUUUUAAACAGAACCCGUUAGCAUGAUGCAAAGUUUGAAAACCUGAUUUUUGUGGAACUUCUACGUUUCUUGUACUGUAUACAUUAUUGCCUUACAAUAAUUGAAUAGACAAUUGUUCUGUCCAAACUUCUACCAAGGCCCUGAAACAGUUUAUAGAGCAAUUCUGACAUUGUACCUAUAUUGCUAAUAAAGAGGCCAAAGAAGUGUUCAGUUACAAGUCAGUUAUUCAGCUAUAAUAAAAUAGAGAAAAGUGGAAACUUCACAGGUCGCUCAACACAAGAAAAAUGAAAAUGUUGCAGGCUCGGUUUGAUUGAGCCUGUUCAUUGACGGUAAUGGAAAUGCAUGCUACCGUCCACUCCCUCUAGCCCCGUGUGGAGCAGAACUCAACAUUUACACAUGCUAAAAUUAUAAAGAGAUAUCCGCAGAUGUAAUAAGUUCAAUAGAAAAAUAUGCACUAUUUCAUAAAAUAUUCAUAAGAUCAUCAGAGUGAUCUUUGAUUCAUACAUUUAUAUACUGUUAUGAAUAUCUACGCUUAAACAAACCCUGUUUAAAAACUAAACAGAAAUCAGCUUUAACUUUGACUUAUUUUCAAUCCAUUUGUUUUUAUCAGAUAUAAAAUAAACCAUGAUACAUAAUGUGAAGAUGCGUUAUACACGGAAAUUGUAACUUCAACAUGUUGCCCAUCAUUGCAGUUACAUGACAUAUGGAACAACAACAGGGCGAUGUAGAUUUCGUUAUGUUUUGAUUUUUGAUGAAUUAAAAAAUUUUCUGCGGUAUGUUUUAGGAGCUUAUUGAAAAUGCUAAUAUGUGUCAUUAAAAUAAACUAUUAUUAAAUAUAAAGGAUUUUGAUAUUAGAAUAUAACCGCGUGCUACGAUCUUCGCGUGACGUCAUCAGGUUCUCACGAGAGUUGGUGUGCAGAUGUUGCUGUCCAGCACUGGUUAGAUAAACAAAGGCGGUUAUGCACGGCCAUCAGAAGACAAAAAUAGCGUCAGUAAAGCCUAACAAUAUCUCUUUCAUACAAAUUACCUCCCAGAAUUAAUUGUCUGAUGCAGAUUUAUUUGAACUAAAAUAAAUGUACGUCGAUCUACUAUCUAUGAAUUUAAAGUUCUAGUUAUUUAUUUUUUCAUAUCACAUGUACUUCGUCUGUCCACGUUUUAUUAUGUUAAUACUCCCAAACAAGCUUAUCUUUGUAUACAGUUUGACUGUAUUAGGGAUAGAAAUGGUCUAUAAGAUAUCACCAAGCCCGCCCGCUUAGCUCAGUAGGUAGAGCGUUUUGUCUACGGAUCGCGGGAUCGCGAGUUCGAUCCUCGGGCGGGGCGUAUGUUCUCCCUGACUAUUUGAUAACCGACAUUGUGUCUGAUAUCAUUAGUCCUCCACCUCUGAUUCAUGUGGGGAAGUUGGCAUUACUUGCAGAGAACAGGUUUGUACUGGUACAGAAUCCAGGAACACUGGUUAGGUUAACUGCCCACCAUCACAUAACUGAAAUACUGUUGAAAAACGGCGUUAAACCCAAAACAAACAAACAAAACUAAAUGAUAUCAGGGAGAUAUUCGAUAUUCAUUUUCGAAAACGACAACAGAAUCUCCAUAUAUCCGGGAAAAAAACUAUUCUGAAUAUGAGCUUCAUGAACUGUCGUCACGCUUCGUUAGCACAGAAAAAUUACCACCUUAAUUUUUUUAUCAUGCUAGUUUCAUAUUUUUCUGGAUUAAUUUUCCAAUUUCAUGGAUUGUACAGGUCUUUAAAGUUCUUGAGUGUAUAUUCUCCCGACCAAAACUCCUUGGUUUUAAGCGCCGAAUGUUUAAAACUCACCUGAUUUUCUUCUAACAUUUUUUACCAAGCUAUGGCCGUGUUAUUCUUAUGUAAAUACUACAAAUUUCAGUACAAUUUGACAGGUAUAGAAGACAAUGUUCAGGAAUCAGCAGUUAUUCCGUGUUCGGCAAAUACAACAUCAUUUCCAUCGGCAAUGUAUUAGGAAUGUUAAUAAUAACGUCCUUAAAAACCUAAAGCCAGGCUACCUGGAAAGCAUAAAGAAAACACAACGUAGUGGAAAGUAUGUCUUAAAGACGGCACUGGUUACAGGAACUGUAUUGGUUGGAGGAAUCUUUAUCAAGCUUUACAAUAAAGAAGUUGCUGAACAUGAAGACGAUGAACUUCAGCAAGAAAUACCAGCGGACUGGCAAAACUGGCAUUACACAAAACCAUUGUCACUGUCUGAGGCAGUAAAACAGAGCAGAGAUUUAAUGCAGAGGAAGAAGGAUGAAACUGGAAUUCCAGGCUUGGCAAUAGCAGUUUCAAUAGAUGGAAAAACUGUAUGGUCAGAGGGCAUUGGUUAUUCAGACGUAGAGAACAGGUUGAAGUGCACCCCACAAUCGGUAUUUCGUAUAGCAAGUAUAAGCAAGACAUUAACAAUGGCAGCGGUUGCUAAGCUACUAGAAAGCGGUGACCUUGACCUCGACAAACCUGUGCAGUUUUAUGUGCCAGAGUUCCCAGAAAAGACAUGGGAAGGCAAAAGGGUUCAAAUUACAACCAGACAGCUUCUCUCCCAUUUAGGAGGAAUACGUCAUUAUGAAAAAGAUUAUAUAAAUGAUAAGGCGGACACAGACAACACUGGUAUAGAGAAGACUGUUAAAGCGCUUUCAAAUAAUUCCACAGAUGAAGAGCGGAGAACAAAAGAUGAAAUGCUGCUAGAUGAAUAUUACAUUACACGUCAUUAUUCUUCAGUGUUGGAAAGUCUUGAAAUAUUUAAAUAUGACCCUCUCGUCCACAAGCCAGACUCCAAAUUCUUGUACUCCACCCAUGGCUGGACUCUGGUCAGUGCUGUUGUUGAAAAGGCUGCAAAGAUGCCUUUUGAGAAAUACCUUAAGAAAGUGUUGGAUGAGCUUGGCCUGGAGAAUACUUACCUGGAUGAACACACACCUUUGAUCUACAACAGAGGAAGGCACUAUAUGAUGAACAAGAAAGGGCGGCUUGAAAAUGCUCCUUAUGUAGACUUAUCAUACAAAUGGGCCGGUGGAGGUCUGGUCUCAAAUGUAUUAGAUUUGGUUAAGUUUGGGAAUGCCAUGCUGUACAGCUACCAAGCUAAAUCAUACAGAUCUGCUUCUCAUCCGCGACGUCCUGCUAUUUCAACAGACAGCCCCAGCACUUCUAAAACCGCCUAUAAAGAUUCAAAGCAGCGUGACAUCAGUUUUCGUAUCCUUCCUGGCUAUUUGAAACCAGAAACAAUGAAAAUGUUGUGGACCCCUGUGGUCAUACCAGAACUUAACUUUAGGGGAAUAGCAAAUAAUGGCUAUGGUCUUGGUUGGAAUGUGUGCCACAGAAGUACAGAACGUGCAUUUUGCAAAGAUCAAAAAUUCUUUGUAUCACAUCUAGGAGCUGCUAUAGGAGCCAGUGGUGCCUUGUUAAUUCUUCCAACAGACAAUACAGUAUCAGGAAUUACGAGAUGGGAACGAUUGGAGAGCAAUCAAUGCAAAGACGCCAAAGAUUCUAAAUUGAUGUAUUCUAGUCCUCCAAAAGGUAUCGUUGUGGCGAUUAUUGCAAAUUUGACUUCGAGUGGUUUAAAUAAAACAGCUUACGAUAUAGCAAGGAUAUUCGACAGAGCUGACAUUAAGGUGUAAUGCAACUGGGGAGAGAAGUUCUUGACAACAGAGCAUUAAAACAGAAACAGAGAAAAACAUUAUAUUGUUUAUACAUUGUUUGGAAACCGUAUGUAUAAACUAUACACCUUUGUGUGGAGAAUUUAAUUAACCAGUACUUAUUGAGCUAUGACUUGGCUUCAUCGCUACUGUAUAGUUAAGUGAGAUUUAUCUGAGUUUGUUCGCUGUUUACUCUGUUGUUUAUGUACGGAUGGACGAGCUGCCGUUCUAACCGCCUCCGUAUUCCUUUUGUACAACCUUCAAUGGAAGACACAUACAGUUUUUUCUUGCAUACUAGACGGAAAUGUUCUGUAUUUUCACACGUUCUCGAAAAUCCAUCUUGCACCCGGAGUGUAAGUUGCUGUUAAGAAAAUAUGACGUGUAUCGAACUAUAUCUGUGCACUAAAAGUUAUCGAACUACAGCUGUGCACUAAAUGUUUAUUGAAGUCAUUUUUACUUUAUUACAUAAAAAAGGAAUACAAUGUAAUAAAAAUCAUAUAUAUUGACAAUCUAUAUUUGUUCCCUUGAUUCAUAAGAAAAAACUUUAUCUUAUGAAAAAUAUAUGACGUUACGCUAAAAUUGAUAAAAACAAACCGGGACUAAAUAUCUAAAAGUCAUUAUGCCUUUCCUGUAUACUGUCGGUGUUUUCCCGCGUCUUAUAAAGCUGCAGUAAGAACAGUACUAUGAUAAAGGAAUACAUUGUUUUGAAAUAUAUAUGUAUUGUUACUACUAUUUGAAGAAUGUAUCAUGCAAAAGAAAGGUUCUUUCACUGUGUGUUUGUGAGUAUGUGAAUAUAACGCCGUAACUCUGUAGAGCCUCGUUACCUCGCAAACAGUUAUUAUCGAUCCGGAUAUUCAAAUUUCUAAAAAAGUAAUACAGUGUGAAAGUAUUUAUCAUUUAUUAUAUUUGUAUAAUGAUAUACUGUAGAAUUUUGAUAAGGAAAUUGUUAUAUUAUAUAUUAAUUCAUUGUUAUAUAUUUCUAUAUAAGUUUGGAAAUGCUAUGUACUUGUAUUACUUGUUUUAUAUACUUUUGUUGGAAAAAAAUGGGGGAAAAAAAGAAUUUCGAUAAGACGUUGAGGUCAGUAAAACGUUUGGUUUUGAUUUGUUUAAAUGAAACGCAUAUUCAACUUUAAUCGAUUUGUAGGAUGAGCAAUGUUGUAAAUGUAUGACCAAAGAUGCAUGUUUAUAUUCUGUAAUUGCUAAACUGCUGGUCAAAAUGUAUAACGAUAUUUGAUUGCAUUAAGAAUCAUGUCGGUAGAUUUGUGUUUAUGUUCGAGUUAUAUAUUAUGGUCAAUAAUCGUACGUUGUAUA
Molecule: messenger RNA, 6494 nt
Organism: Mercenaria mercenaria
Lineage: Eukaryota; Metazoa; Mollusca; Bivalvia; Venerida; Veneridae
Product: serine beta-lactamase-like protein LACTB, mitochondrial
Exons: 12
Coding region: 3456-5165 (569 amino acids)
Source: RefSeq, a predicted model, not a curated record